AAAAAAAAAAAAAAAAAAAAAAAAAAAAAAAAAAAGGUCAAAACGAUGGAUGAUGAAGAUCCUAGCGCAAGCAAUGUGAUAGCGAGGAAUUGGAAUUCUUCGUCUUCAUCAUCUCGUUUGAAUCAAUCACCGUCGAUGAACACUCCGGUGGUUUCACUUGAGCGACGAAUCAACCGAUUGAUCAAUGCUAACCAAUCUCAAUCACCGUCGAGGUCUAUAUACUCUGAUAGAUUUAUACCCAGUAGAUCCGGAUCCAGUUUCGCUCUCUUCGAUCUGUCUCCUUCUCCCAGUAAAGACGGUAAGGAAGACGGAGCUGGCUCUUACGCGACUCUGUUGCGUGCCGCCAUGUUUGGUCCUGAGACGCCGGAGAAGAGAGAUAUUACUGGCUUCUCUUCCUCCAGAAAUAUUUUCAGGUUUAAGACGGAGACUCAUCGCUCUCUUAAUUCUUUUUCUCCUUUUGGGAUUGAUGAUGCUCCUGGUCUUUGUCAUAGUCCGGUCAAAGCUCCCAGGAAAGUCCCGCGAUCGCCUUAUAAGGUACUUGAUGCACCGGCCUUGCAAGAUGAUUUUUAUUUGAAUCUUGUGGAUUGGUCUGCACAAAAUGUUCUUGCAGUGGGAUUAGGGAACUGCGUUUAUUUAUGGAAUGCUUGUAGCAGCAAGGUAACUAAGUUAUGCGAUCUCGGGGCAGAUGAUAGUGUUUGCUCAGUUGGUUGGGCGUUACGUGGAACUCAUCUGGCUGUUGGAACUAGUACCGGGAAAGUUCAGAUAUGGGAUGCGUCGCGUUGCAAAAGAACAAGAACAAUGGAAGGUCAUCGUCUAAGAGUUGGAGCCCUGGCAUGGGGUUCAUCGGUUCUGUCAUCUGGUAGUAGAGACAAGAGUAUCCUUCAGAGGGACAUAAGGUGUCAAGAAGAUCAUGUCAGUAAACUGGCAGGUCACAAGUCCGAGGUCUGCGGACUCAAGUGGUCUUAUGACAACAGAGAGUUAGCAUCUGGUGGAAACGACAAUCGGCUUUUUGUAUGGAACCAGCAUUCAACACAACCGGUUUUAAAAUAUAGUGAACACACUGCAGCGGUAAAAGCAAUUGCUUGGUCUCCUCAUGUUCAUGGGCUUCUUGCUUCUGGUGGUGGUACUGCUGACAGAUGCAUACGUUUUUGGAAUACAACGACGAAUACUCAUCUAAGCUCCAUAGAUACUUGCAGUCAGGUAUGCAAUCUUGCUUGGUCUAAGAAUGUAAACGAGCUGGUUAGCACGCAUGGAUACUCCCAAAACCAAAUCAUUGUCUGGAAAUACCCAACUAUGUCCAAAAUUGCAACUCUGACCGGUCACACAUACCGUGUCCUGUACCUUGCGGUUUCACCCGAUGGACAGACGAUAGUAACAGGAGCAGGAGACGAAACCUUAAGGUUCUGGAAUGUGUUCCCUUCCCCCAAAUCUCAGAACACGGAUAGUGAAAUCGGGUCAUCUUUCUUUGGUAGAACAACAAUUCGGUGAAAGUAUCUUUCAGUACAAGACACACAGACAAAGUUAUAAGUUUCUUCUUCAUUUCUUCAACAGCUGCCAGCUUGAGUUGAGUUGGUCGUCUCAACCAACUUUUCCACACGGUCACGGAGAGAGAGUCAUUAAAUUCUUUUUUCUUUACACGGAUGCAAAAGGAUCUAACCCUUUGAUUUAAAAUCACCGAUGGAUCGAUCUCUCUGGGUUCGUCAAGAUGCACCACCACCAUAUUCACAAAAUUUUCCAAAAAAGUGUAUAUCUUUAUUCAAUUCUUCUUUUCAUAUAUCAAAAUAUAGCUUCUUGUAUUUACUUACGAAUACAAACAUUUUAUAUUGAGCCAAUCAUAAUAAAUGCAAUAAUUCGUUACCAAUUCCAUUA
Molecule: messenger RNA, 1869 nt
Organism: Capsella rubella
Lineage: Eukaryota; Viridiplantae; Streptophyta; Magnoliopsida; Brassicales; Brassicaceae
Product: protein FIZZY-RELATED 2
Exons: 8
Coding region: 46-1488 (480 amino acids)
Biological process (GO): positive regulation of anaphase-promoting complex-dependent catabolic process; positive regulation of ubiquitin protein ligase activity; anaphase-promoting complex-dependent catabolic process
Cellular component (GO): anaphase-promoting complex
Molecular function (GO): protein binding; anaphase-promoting complex binding; ubiquitin ligase activator activity
Source: RefSeq, a predicted model, not a curated record